AUGACUGUUGCUUCGAUGGGGGAGGUGACUCCCCAUCCAACCGACAUCUCCUCCAGCCCCAGGCCUCACGAUAGCACAUCGCCCGAGAGCGAUGGAAAAGCCCAGGUUGUUGAAGAUUCACAGGCGUUCGGACGGUCAUGGCGCGUCUGGUGCAUCAUCUCUGUCCUUUGUCUGCUGUCCUUCAUGUCUGCCGUCGACGCCACCAUCAUAACCACGUCUCUACCCACAAUAGCCCGAGAAAUCGGCGGAGCUGAAAAGUACGUCUGGGUUGCAAACUCGUUUUUGUUUGCAACGACAGUCCCCCAGCCCCUUUUCGGCCAAAUAGCGAACAUCUUUGGCCGUCGCAACCCCAUUAUCGUCGCGAUCGCACUCUUCGUCCUGGGAAGCGGUAUUUCGGGAGGUGCUAAGAAUGUCGGCAUGCUCAUUGCUGGUCGAACAAUUCAGGGUCUCGGAUCAGGAGGCCUCUACGUUUUGUCCGACAUUGUCAUCUGCGAUAUCGUUCCACCACGGCAUAGAGGCCCGUACCUAAGUGCUGUUCUAUCGACCGCUGCGAUCGGAACAACUAUUGGGCCUAUAAUUGGAGGUGCACUCGCCCAGGUGAACUGGCGAUGGAUCUUUUGGAUUAACUUGCCAAUCGGUGGUGUAGGCCUCCUCGCCAUUCUGUUCUUCCUAAACGUUCGGUACAAGACCAGCCCGACAUGGAGUCAUGCAUUGGCUCGUGUCGACUUUCUAGGAAAUGCGAUUUUCAUUCCGUCCAUGGUUUCUUUAUUCUUCGGCCUUAUUACUGGUGGAAGUGUCUACCCUUGGAGCUCCUGGCAUGUUAUAGUUCCCUUGGUUAUUGGAGUUCUAGGAUGGAUCUUGUUCCACUUCCACCAGACGUCGCCAAUUUGCAAGGAGCCUAGCAUGCCACCAAGGCUGUUCCAGCAUCGUACUUCAGCAGCUAGCUUUGUCAUCAUCUUUUUCGGAGCCAUCAUCCUCCAGGCGAUUUCUUAUUUCCUCCCAGUUUAUUUCCAGGCUGUCAAAGGAACCUCACCCUUAACCUCUGGUGUGAAUUUCCUUCCGUUUGCCCUCGCUAUUAUGCCCUUUGGCGGGCUGACGGGUGUAUUCAUGUCGAAAACGGGUAUGUACAUACCGCUACACUGGAUUGGGUUCGCUUUGAGCGCCAUCGGUAUAGGCCUGUUUUCCACGUUGAACGAAUCAUCCAGUACAGGAGCUUGGGUAGGAUAUCAGAUCCUUGCGUCCGGAGGUACAGGAAUCGUUUUCACUGCUACACUACCAUCUACCUUGGCACCAUUACCAGAGAGCGACGUUGCCGUUGCUACUGGUACCUACUCCUUCGUGCGCUCAUUCGGUCUGGUUUGGGGUGCAACGAUGGCAUCCAUCGUUUUCAACGGCCAGGUGAAUUCACAUAUAAACUUGAUUACUGAUGUAGCAGUCCAAGCUCUUUUGAAGGACGGUGCUGCGUACUCGUAUGCCAGCGGUGGGCGUAUUGGGUUGUUGCCCCCUGAUUCGCAUGACCAAGUCAUAAUGGUAUAUGUGAAGGCGUUGCAGGUAGUCUGGCGAGUUAUCGUCGCAAUUGCCUGCCUUGGAUUUUGUUGUGCUUUUAUAGAGAAACACGUUGAGCUACGUAAGGAACACGAGACUGAGUAUGGGCUUGCUAAAGAAGAUCAGCCUGGUACCCCAGGGGAGGUGGAAAAGGGGGUAUACACUCCAGAAAAGAAAUAG
This is a messenger RNA of Microsporum canis CBS 113480, 1725 nucleotides long. Its product is annotated as major facilitator superfamily MFS_1. Lineage: Eukaryota; Fungi; Ascomycota; Eurotiomycetes; Onygenales; Arthrodermataceae. Gene Ontology annotation, molecular function: transmembrane transporter activity. The record is from RefSeq and is a predicted model, not a curated record. The coding region runs from base 1 to 1725 and encodes 574 amino acids. Gene Ontology annotation, biological process: transmembrane transport. The transcript has a single exon.